Phytophthora sojae is the source of this 459-nucleotide messenger RNA. RefSeq lists its product as hypothetical. The coding region runs from base 1 to 459 and encodes 152 amino acids. Lineage: Eukaryota; Oomycota; Peronosporomycetes; Peronosporales; Peronosporaceae. The record is from RefSeq and is a predicted model, not a curated record. The transcript has 2 exons.
AUGCCGUUCUACCGAUUCUUCACAAUCGGGAUAUUUUGCACGCUCGCGCAGAAUGAAUUUGAGCAUCACCGGCGGUGGACUUUUGCGACCAUCCUGAGUGAUGCCAGUGUGUUGCUUCUGAGCGGUAAACUGGACGUGCAGACGCCUCACAAGUAUGCGGAAUACUUGUUAGAGGCGCUUGAUACCGACAAGAAAGAGCUCGUCUCGUUCGACUACGCGGAGCACGAAGCGAUCUAUUCGACUCUGCUUGGUGAUGGAACCAACCCAACGUUCACCUGCGGUCUGGAGCUCCUGAAGUCGUACAUCACAAACGACGGCGACCUCCAGCGGCUUAACAAGACGGGCGCGAGUGAGAUGCCCGCGUUGAAUUUGACUGUGCCAACGUACCAGCUACACAACCUUUUGCACACUGACGAAGCAUAUGACGGAGAGUACAAACCGGAGUUGAGCUCCAGCUAG